GAAGAGUCUUCUCUGCUUAUUCAUGUUGCCCUUGGUAUCUCUCACUGCUAGUUGUGGUGCUUGGUUUGUUUUGGUGUAAAUUUCAGUGUGCUACAUCUCAUCUAUAGCUAGGGCUUAUGGUCAUGACCUGUGGCUCAAUCUAGUUUGGUUUCAACUGGUAAGGCAGAGGUUCUCAAUUACUCAGUUUUGUAUGGAAGUUAAUUCAAUAACGUUGGCUGUCUUAAUUGUUCAUUUGUCGAGUUGUUUUUUUUUUUAAGCAGAGAUCAUAAAACUACUGCAGAAAAAUGUCCUUACUUGCCUUGUUUGAUAAUUUUGCUGCAGUGAUCAAGUUAUGUGACUAGGAGUGGAAAGGGUCUUUGUGUAGUGUAGGAACAAUUUAUUUCUCUGUGGGACACCAGUCUUUCAUUUUGACUGAUGUUCCUAUUGUAGCUCUGCUCCAAGCACUCAUCUGCAAUCUCUACUCGGAAGGAUCAGUUCUCCUCCUUUUGCCACUAUUUCCUGCAGUUAAGGCACUCUAGCUGGUGUUUUUUGCCUGUGGGGAGCCAUGAAGUCACAUGACUAGUGGAAGGAGAAGAGAUAACAACAAGCACCCAUCUGUUGUUCUUUUCCAUCCCUUCGGGAUGUCCGGGUGUCCCUGGUUAGAAUUUGUCUCCAGAUAAGAUAUAGGGAGGUGUCACUGUGGGGCAGUCAGGCCAGAAAACAAUAGCGGGUUGAGUCCAGAAAAACAAGAUUGAUCAGUAAGUACAUCUCUGUUGUCAAUAAGGGGCAGAGCUGCUCUGUGAAGGUCAAGGCUGGAGCUGUACCCCACAUCCCUUCAGCUUCUUCCUUUGAUAAACUUCUAGGACAGCCAUCACACUUGCUCUUCAGAAAGCUUGGGAUCAGAAGCUCCACCGAGAGGAAGGCUGCAAGAGCCACAGCGUGUGCAAGGGCUUUCAAGCCUUUGUUGCUUGAGUGGUAACUGUUCCUUGGCUGAGUGGGAUGUUUCAGUACUUGUUUUUCUGUAUCUGCUUCAUCAUCCAGUUGCAGCCAGUGUCUUCGAUGGCCCUGGAUCCCUGCUCUGCCUACAUCAGCCUGAAUGAGCCCUGGAGGAACACAGAUCAUCAGAUAAAUGGUUCCCACGGCCAGCCGACAUGCGACAGUCAAAUUGACGGGGAGUGGUAUCGCUUCACUGGCAUGGCUGGCGAUGCUAUGCCUACCUUCUGCAUCCCAGAGAACCACUGUGGCACCCACGCUCCCAUCUGGCUCAAUGGCAGCCACCCACGAGAGUCAGAUGGCAUCGUCCCACGCCAGGCUUGUGCCAGCUUCAAUGGGAACUGCUGCCUUUGGAAUACCACGAUUGAUGUCAAGGCGUGUCCGGGCGGGUACUACGUGUAUCACUUAAUCAGGCCUAGCGUUUGUUUCCAUGCAUACUGUGGCCAUUUUUAUGACAUCUGUGAUGUGGUGGAUUGCCAGGGCUCCUGCCUGGACACCAGUGACUGCACAUGUUCCCUUGGGACAACACUAGGACCUGAUGGACAGACAUGUCUUGAUGAAAAUGAAUGUGAGCAGAACAAUGGAGGCUGCAGUGAAUUCUGUGUUAACCUGAAGAACUCCUACCGCUGUGAGUGUGGGAUUGGGCGCACACUAGGAAGUGAUGGCAAAACCUGUGAAGAAAUUGAAGGCUGUCACAAUAACAAUGGAGGCUGCAGCCAUACCUGUAUUGAAGUGGAAGACACAUACCAAUGUGAAUGUCCGAGGGGACUUGUUCUGUCAGAAGACAAUCAUACUUGCCAAGUUCCAGUGCUCUGCAAGUCCAGCUCUAUUGAGGUGAACAUCCCAAAGGAUCUGGUUGGAGGCCUGGACCUUUCUCUUAUAAACACUUCAUGCAAAGGAGUAUCCAAUGGCACGCACGUUAACAUCCAUUUCUCCUUGAAGUCCUGUGGCACUGUUGUAGACGUAAUAAAUGAUAAAAUCAUUGCCACCAAUCUGGUGACGGGCUUGCCAAAGCAGACUCCAGGAAGCAAUGGGGACAUCAUUGUCCGCACCAGCAAGCUGCUGAUCCCGGUGACCUGUGAGUUCCCACGCCGGUACACCAUCUCUGAAGGUUAUGUGCCCAACCUUAAGAACUCUCCCUUGGAAAUCAUGAGCCGCAACCAGGGCAUCUUUCCCUUCACUCUUGAGAUCUUCAAAGACAAAGACUUUGAUGAACCCUACAGGGGUGCUCUUCCCACCCUUAAGCUUCGGGACUCUCUGUACUUUGGAAUUGAACCCUUGGUACAUGUCAAUGGACUAGAGACACUGGUAGAGAGCUGCUUUGCCACUCCCACCUCAAAAAUUGAUGAGAUCCUGAAGUACUACCUGAUCCAAGAUGGCUGCGUUUCUGAUGAUUCAGUGAAGCAGUACACGUCAAAGGACCAUCUUGCCAAGCAUUUCCAGGUUCCUGUGUUCAAGUUUGUGGGCAAAGACAACAAGGAGGUGUUCUUGCAUUGUCGCAUCCUUGUGUGCGGGGCGCUGGAUGAGAGCUCUCGCUGCGCCCAGGGCUGCCGGAGACGGGUGCGCAGGUCAGCUGAGACAGAGGAAGAGGAGGAAUCUGUUCACAUGGCAAACCACAUCCUGACAGGUGGCCCCAUCAGAAUCGACUUUGAAGACUAACACCCACCUACUGGAACGGCAUCUCUGCUGAGACGACUCUCCUUGUCAGUGCCUUCUUGCAUGGUUGUUUAAGAAACAAGUAUUUGGUAAAGCCCCACUGAACCACUUAGGACAUGUUUUCCUAAGUGCAUGAUGAUUAUUUGUGAAGUAUGUUGGGCACGCAAGGCAGUGCGCUUAGACUGUGUGCAACUUGGACUGCAGAACAGUUUUAUCUGCCAUUUCUUCCCCACAACCCUUCAGAUGAAGGGAUCCUAUUGCUUUUCAGGCCUGAAGCAUUACCCAACUUGGUCUUCUCCUGCACCUACCUGCAGGCUCCAAAGGACUGUUUGUUCUUGACAAUGUUAGUCAAGCUCUUCUGUCAUCAGACAAUACAAACACCAUCUGUCAUAGCUGAACGUGUUUGCUGUGUAGUUCUGUGAAUGAUGCUGAAGCUUUGAAUGUACUGAGAUUUUGGGAUGACCAUUAAAAAGCAUGUAUAAAAAUAUAAUAUCUUAUAAUGUCUAAGUUCCUUGGAGCUAUAAAACAGUUGUCAUUGCAUGCACAUUUAAAUGUUAUUUUUAAAUAGUAAAAGGUAUUUAAUAAAACUUGAUUUUUUUAGUGUCUUCUUAUAAUUGCAUGCAGUUUAGCAGUAUUUCCUCUUGUAUUUAGUGUACUGUUAUUUUUCUCCCUCUUCUGCCUCAAACAAAAAUGUGGUCCCUUUCAUAAAUGCUAUAGCACCUUGAUUGUAAGAGAAAGACCAUUAAACAUCCUUUGUACUGUUUAG
Molecule: messenger RNA, 3394 nt
Organism: Neopsephotus bourkii (Bourke's parrot)
Lineage: Eukaryota; Metazoa; Chordata; Aves; Psittaciformes; Psittacidae
Gene: OIT3
Product: oncoprotein induced transcript 3
Exons: 9
Coding region: 979-2631 (550 amino acids)
Molecular function (GO): calcium ion binding
Source: RefSeq, a predicted model, not a curated record